Messenger RNA from Dinoponera quadriceps, 1812 nucleotides. RefSeq names its product protein dachsous-like. NCBI's taxonomy places the organism in Eukaryota, Metazoa, Arthropoda, Insecta, Hymenoptera, Formicidae. The transcript has a single exon. Gene Ontology annotation, molecular function: calcium ion binding. Gene Ontology annotation, biological process: homophilic cell-cell adhesion. Bases 1 to 1812 code for a protein of 603 amino acids. The record is from RefSeq and is a predicted model, not a curated record. Gene Ontology annotation, cellular component: plasma membrane.
AUGUGGCAUCUGCUACUGUUCCUCGUCCUGGGAGCGACCCUCGCCCCAGGCACGCGACCUGAGCGCGUGAUAUACCUGGAGGUCUCCGAGAAUGCGCUGCCCGGCACCAGCGUAGGCUUCAUCGACAGCGAAUCCUUGCCGCUCUUCGUGAUAGUGCCGAUCCCCGGGACGUCGAUGGAGGCCGAUCUGGAAGUGAUCAAGGAGACGGGCGAGGUGAAGACGAAGGUCCCGCUGGAUCGCGAGCGCCAUCCGAUGUACAGCCUGUUGGUGCUGCCGCAGAGCAUACGAGUGGUCGUGAAUGUGCUCGACGAGAACGACAACGCGCCCACCUUCGCCGUCGAUCACGUGGACGUGGAGUUCCCGGAGAACUCGCCGCGCGACGCGAAACGGGCGCUACCGCCGGCGAAGGAUCCCGACAUCGGCGCGUACUCGACGCAGCGUUACGAGAUCAUGUCGGGCAAUCACGGCGACGUGUUCAGGCUGUCGCAGCAUCGCGGUCGCGACGGCGUCCUGUACCUCGACCUGCAGAACUCCGGCUCGCUGGACCGGGAAGCGCGCUCCAGCUAUCACCUGGUGAUCGAGGCGUUCGACGGUGGCACGCCGCCGCUUCGCGCUCUCCUGCGCGUCAACGUGACGGUGCAGGACGUGAACGACAAUCCUCCCACCUUCAACCAGACGAGGUACAUGGCGAGCGUGCCGGAGAACGCGACCGUCGGCACGCCGGUGCUGGCGGUGAACGCGAGCGACGCGGACGCCGGCGAGAACGGCCGCAUCGAGUACUCCAUCAAUCGCCGGCAGUCCGAUCGCGAGGAGAUGUUCCGCAUCGACUCGCAGACCGGUAUGGUUUACGUCAACAAGGCCCUCGACUUCGAGUCCAAGGAGCGGCACGAGCUGGUGAUCGUCGCCCGGGACUGCGGCGCCCAACCGUUGGAAGCGAGCGCCUUCCUUUCCGUUCACGUGACCGACGUGAACGACAAUCAACCGGCGAUCACCGUGAUCUUCCUGUCGGACGACGCGACUCCCAAGAUCAGCGAGAGCGCGCAACCCGGCGAGUUUGUCGCGCGGAUAUCCGUGAGCGACCCCGACUCCAGGACGGAGUACUCGAACGCGACGGUCACGCUGGCCGGCGGGGAGGGCCACUUUGGUCUGACCACGCGGGACAACAUCAUAUACCUGGUGGUGGUGGAGAGGCCGUUGGAUCGCGAGGAGAAACCCGUCUACGAACUGUCGGUAGAGGCGACGGACGCCGGCACGCCUCCUCUGAGGGCCGUGCGCACCUUCAGGCUGCUCGUCACCGACGUGAACGACAACGCGCCCAAGUUCGAGCAGGAGACGUACGAGGCGUACCUCCUGGAGGCGUCGGAACCCGGCAUGUCGGUGCUGAAAGUGACCGCGACCGAUCUCGACGAGGGCGCGAACUCGGCCAUCCGUUAUUCCCUUCUGAACACGACGUGGUUCGCGAUCAACGAGACUACCGGACUCAUCACCACGGUGAGCCACGUGGACUGCGAGGCCGACCCGGCGCCGGUCCUCGUGGUGGUCGCGACGGAUUCGGGACGGCCGCCGCUCAGCAGCAGCGCUACCGUGUGCGUCACGAUUCACGAUCUCAACGACAACGAGCCGAUCUUCGAGAAACCGCUCUACAACGCCACCGUGCCGGAGGACAUGCCCGUCGGACACUGCUUCCUCAAGGUAGGACUGCACAGUCUCUCGAAUAAUGCGCGCCGUGAAAAUGUGCGCACGGAUUUCGGCGACGUCACGUCGAAUCGCGUGACAGGUGAAUGGCGAUGGGACGCGAGUCAUCCGGAAUGA